GCUCUCCGCAUCUUUUCUUCUACAACCUCUCUCAUUCGUAGAAAGGAGUGUGCGAGUUAGUUUUGCCCCAAUCGCUCUCCGCUCUCUCAAAUCGAGCAAUUUUAUUUAUAAAAAUAAGAAGGGAAAAAAAUGUCCCAGGCGCAUCAGCUCUUACCCAUAUUUGUGACAGAUAUGAGCUUUCUCUUGGAUUUUUUGUGGAAGAAAUUGUGAAAUGUGUAUUUGUGGAAUAUAAACAAUUUUUUUAUUUCAAAAUAAAUAAAUUAAUAAAAAUUUAAAAUAGUGCUUAAAUAGUGUUGUGCAACCAAAUGGAAAGGGAUACGACUAUAAACCUCCUAGUGCUAUUUUUUGUUCUGUGCGCUGUGUCCUUCCCCUGCUGGGGGUCUGCGUCCCCUAUUACAAAUAAUAUAGGUGGUGCUGGAAAUGCGACAGAAAUUACAGAGCCACCAGUUGCAUUGGUGGGAGUAUCUGGUUCGGCGAUGGAUUUGCCUUGUAACAUCACUGCCCCAACUCCUGACGAUUCAGUAGCCCUAGUCCUGUGGUACAAGGAUGAGUCCACGACACCCCUCUACAGUUUAGACGCGCGAAGAGGUCACCUAGACCAAGCUAGGCAUGCGGCGAGCGAUCUCUUAGAUGGUAGAGCUUACCUGAGUAUAACACAUCGACCUUCAACCCUUCGUCUGAAGCCGUUGAUGGAAGAGGACGAAGGACAAUAUAGAUGCAGAGUCGAUUUUAAAAAAGCAAGGACGAGAAACUUCGAUGUUAUUCUCACUGUAGUUGUUCCACCUAAAAAACCAAUGAUUAUGGAUCAGAAUGGAGAACUAUUUCACAGCCUGAUUGGUCCUUACAACGAAGGAGACCGACUGUUCCUUGUUUGUGAAACGGAAGGAGGUAAACCCACACCUUCUCUGACGUGGUGGAGAGAGAGUGUCCUCCUGGAUGACAGCUACGAAGUUAGUGCUGAAGGGGUGGUCAGAAAUGAAAUCGAAAUAACAUCACUUCAGAGGCAUGACCUGAUGGCUGUCUUCACAUGCCAGGCUUCCAACAACAACCUCACGGUACCAGUCUCCAAAUACGUCACUGUAGACAUGAAUUUUCGACCUUUAGAAGUGUCCAUUGAAGGCAAUCGAAGACCCCUUUCAGCUAACAAACCCGUGGAGCUUGUGUGCCGAGCAACGGGAUCCAGACCACCAGCCUCCAUCAGUUGGUGGAAAGGGAACACCAAGAUGAAGAGGACGAAAGAGAGGAUAUCCAUAGAUGGUUAUGUCACCACCAGCAUACUCAUCUUCACUCCGACGAGCGAAGACAGCGGCAAAUAUUUAUCCUGUAGAGCUGAGAAUCCUUUGAUACAGGGGAGUGCCAUCGAAGAUGGCUGGAAGCUUGACAUAAACUAUGUACCACAGCUGACGCUCCGUCUCGGGAGCAAGUUAAGGCACGCCCACAUUCAAGAAAGUAAUGACGUGUACUUCGAAUGCAACAUCAGAGCCUCUCCUUGGGUGUCUGAAAUCGGAUGGAAAUUCGAGGAUCGUGAACUCCACACAAAUACCACCAACGGUAUAAUAGUUUCCAACCAGAGUCUGGUUCUGCAGAAAGUGCAAAAAUUUAGUCGUGGUAAAUAUACUUGUACAGCCACAAACAGUGAAGGAACCGGUGAAAGCAAUGACGUCUUUCUUAGAGUGCAAUAUGCUCCCUUCUGCAAGCCUGGACAAAAAAUAAUCUACGGGGCUGCCAGGCACGAGGCAGUCCGCGUCGUCUGUGAAGUUGAAUCAGAUCCGAGAGAAGUUUCUUUCAAAUGGCAAUUCAACAAUACAGCGGAAAGUCUGGAAGUGGUGACUUUUGUAAAUGACGGCGUAACAUCGACCGCCACAUACAUUCCAAGAACUGAAUUCGAUUAUGGAACACUACUGUGCUGGGGUACAAAUAUUGUAGGAUCGCAGGUUGAUCCGUGCAUUUACACGAUAGUACCAGCAGGUCCACCUGAUUCAGUUGAAAACUGCAGUGUUACCAACCAGACAGAAGAUGGCAUAUCUGUUGAAUGCAGUCCAGGUUAUGACGGCGGACUGCAACAGCAGUUUGUCUUAGAGGUUCAUGAUACCGAGCUGCAUAGGUUGCAGGCCAACCUCAGCUCAGAACACCACCCUAUGUUUCAGGUCCGGGGUCUGGGAUCAGGAACGACCUUCGUUGUAGUCGUCUAUGCCGUCAAUGCCAAAGGGAGGAGUCAGGCAGUCGUCUUGAGGACCAACACGUUGCCAGGACCCGAAAGUCAAACAAGAAGAGAUAAUGUGUGGCAAGUCAGUUUUAGUCCAGUGUUGAUUGUGCUGAUGUCCAUUGUGGCAGGUCUUGUCUUCGUUGCCAUGAUAGUUGUCAUCGCUAUGAGGUGCAAAAUAAGACAUGAAAGGCACAAAGGUCAAAUACUGGCAAGGAAGGCUUACAAACUUCAGCCUGGUUUGACCAAAGACGAUGAUUUUAAUGAGGCAAGUAAAAGUCCAGGUGAAGAAAAAGGUCCAGAUAUCAUUCCAGAUGUGAGCAUUCCUUCGGAGCAAAGUGCAGAAGAAGGUCUAAAUAAACAGUUUUUAACAGAUGCAGCUAGUUUGCAGCUUAUGGGAGUGAAUGGAUUAGGCCAAACUAUAACAACAAUUAGUAGGCCUAGACAGAUGGACAUGGAAUCUGAAGCUGCUUUAAGAGACUUUUCACAUAUCACACCACAGAAACGAGUUAAAGUCUUACCUAUGGAUGAAUGCGCAACACUACAUAGGCCCUAUGUCAAGAACAUUCAGACCGACGUCUAGUCCAAUAUGAGCUGCCAUUUCUGAGAAAUAUGCCAUUUUUUUGACUCAUUUGUGAUCAUGCGCAGUCAGGUUCGAAGCAUGCCAAGUAGGAGGUUGGCGGGGACACAGAGAUUCUUCAAUAAACUCAUUUUAAGACGACCCUUUAUUUGAACAAUCAAAUCGACAUGGUGGCAACGUGCCGAAGCUGAAUUCUCUCCCGGAGUUAGUGACAUAAUAGAUACUCAUUGAAUAUAUCAACUGUGUUGCAUAAAUAAAUAAAAAAAAGACUUCAUUCCUAUAAAUAAAACUAUCAUGAACUGAGAACGAAAAGACUGAUUGUGUAUAUUUUAUUGUAAAUAAGAUACUUAUUAUAUGGGAUGUUGUGGAUACAAGGACAAUUACCCAAACAGAAAAAGAAAAAAAAUUGCACUUUUUUGUGAAUAUGGGCAGAAUGUCCCUAGUCCCACAACUUAUUUUUGUAUACGUUCUUCUGUCCAUGAUGGAUAUUUGUUUUUAAUAAAGUUUCUCAGGGAAACUA
Molecule: messenger RNA, 3303 nt
Organism: Parasteatoda tepidariorum (common house spider)
Lineage: Eukaryota; Metazoa; Arthropoda; Arachnida; Araneae; Theridiidae
Product: synaptogenesis protein syg-2
Molecular function (GO): protein binding
Source: RefSeq, a predicted model, not a curated record